CCCGCCUCCACUCUCCCCACCACACGGCCACAACUCCACUCUCCUCCUCCCUCUCUCUCACCCACCCAUGGCGACGGCUAUGAUGGCUGCAGCCACCACCUCCUGCUCCCCGCGCCGGGCGCUUCUCAAGCCCGUGGCCUCCUCCAGCUCCGCGCCGCCGCCGAGGCCGCGGUCCCUCCUCAAGCAGCUCCCGGGCCUCGUCGCGACCGCGGCGGCGGCCGCCGCGGCCUCGCCGCUCCCGGCGCUGGCUGCCCAGAUAGAGAAGGCGAAGCUGUUCGACUUCGACCUGACGCUCCCGGCCAUCACGAUCGAGUUCCUGCUGCUGAUGGUGGCGCUGGACAAGCUCUACUUCUCGCCGCUGGGCAACUUCAUGGACGAGCGGGACGCCAAGAUCCGGGCCGAGCUGGGCGGCGUCAAGGACGCCUCCGAGGAGGUGCGGCAGCUGGAGGAGCAGGCCCAGGCCAUCCUCAAGGCCGCCCGCGCGGAGAUCGCCGCCGCGCUCAACAAGAUGAAGAAGGAGACCACCAAGGAGCUGGAGGCGAAGCUGGACGAGGGCCGCCAGCGCGUGGAGGCCGAGCUCGUGGAGGCGCUCUCCACCCUCGAGGCGCAGAAGGAGGAGGCCGUCAAGGCGCUCGACGCCCAGAUCGCGUCCCUCAGCGAAGAGAUCGUCAAGAAGGUGCUCCCAUCCGCGUGAAAACACAACAGAUCACAGCAGCACGCACCUGCCGGCGCGAUCCUUCAGUAAACAUUUCUAUCUAGUUCUUCGUGUGUAACGUAUACGCGGCUGGGUUAGUGGCCCGGCUCCCCUUAAGAAUGUAAUUUUGUGAUCAAGUAUAAAUGAAUGAUCCUUUUGUA
Lolium perenne is the source of this 855-nucleotide messenger RNA. Its product is annotated as ATP synthase subunit b', chloroplastic. The record is from RefSeq and is a predicted model, not a curated record. NCBI's taxonomy places the organism in Eukaryota, Viridiplantae, Streptophyta, Magnoliopsida, Poales, Poaceae. Gene Ontology annotation, molecular function: proton-transporting ATPase activity, rotational mechanism. Gene Ontology annotation, biological process: proton motive force-driven ATP synthesis.